Messenger RNA from Didymosphaeria variabile, 2079 nucleotides. RefSeq lists its product as uncharacterized. Lineage: Eukaryota; Fungi; Ascomycota; Dothideomycetes; Pleosporales; Didymosphaeriaceae. The transcript has 4 exons. The coding region runs from base 1 to 2079 and encodes 692 amino acids. The record is from RefSeq and is a predicted model, not a curated record.
AUGCGUGCAGGCGGCAGUCCUUCGCAGGGCAGUGCUUCGCGUGGCGGCCAAAGAGGCUCGAGGGGAGGUGGUACGUAUCAAGGCCGCGCGCAGUCGACUGUAAACAACAACCGUGGCAAGCGCGAACCAAAUCGUGUCAUUCUGGUACCACCAGAGUUUCGACGCCAGACGAAGGAAAUAGAACGUGCAAGACUUAUUGCCCUCUGGAAGAGCGAAACGGGGUGCGAGGUCAUCCCUCAACCCGAAUAUGGCUCCGGUCGACUUGUCAUUACGAAGUUCGAAAUUUUCGGCACAACUGGCAACCUAGACGAUGCUGCUCAGAAGAUCGAGGAAUGGAUACGUUACUCGGUGUCAAAGACUUCGGAAACCACCGCAUGGGCAAAGAUCCAGGCUCACAUUCCGAAGGAUUGGUCCCAGAACCACCUCAAGCAGGAGCAUGUUGAACGAAAGAAAAAGUUCAUCGAAGACAUGAAAGAGGAAGAGACCGAAACCUACAAGAGAGUGGUAAACUAUUGUGUCUGUAGCCCUCCAUGUCCCUAUACUAAGUACCUCCAGAUCACCGUUGAUUGGCCAAGUGAUUUGUUGGAAGCAAGUUUGUCGAUGAAGGACGCUUUCGGCGCAAACCUGGCAAAGCUUGACGCGAUACGCAUGGACGAGGAAGUGUUCAUCAGAGCCGUGGGGCUGAAUCAGUUAGAGAUAUGCGGAUCUGAUAUCUUGCGCGCUCGAUCAGCUGAACAGCGUCUCAAGGUACUCAUCGAGAAAGUGCGCGCAAUGAUCAACAGCAAGGUUGUGUAUCCAAAGUAUAUCCUUUUGGACAAGAGAGAAGGCUCAAAAGAUGGUGUCAUCUACGAGAAAGCAGAGAACUGGUGGCCCGAAAAAGACGCGCAUCCCGUAGCUCCUCGCCUCAUUCGCUGCGCCAUUACUAGCAGCCAACCUGGUGAAUAUUGGCAAGACAUUCAGCCUCAUCAGUACUACGAUUUACAGACUGAAAUCCAGCGAGCUCUCGACAUCGCUCGGUACGAGAAGGGUUUCUAUGACCUGUCCAUCCGUCUCGGCUGCCUUGCCUUGAAACGCAACGUCUCGAGUGUUGGCACAAAGCAUGCCACGGACGAAUUCAUGGACGAUAUCAUCAACAGGCGUGAUAUGGACUUUGUCGUCAAACACUGGCUUGUAGACGACGAAGGUGGCGAAGAGUUCCUUGCGCACAUAAUGGCUGCGGACUAUCUACUUGAGCCUACGGCGGCUGGUACCGGCUUCGGUUUCGCCAACAAACCGGAAUCCCUGUCCGAGACGAAAUGCACACUUCGCGGGACCUGGGUUUUCAAAGAUCCAAACGCUUCUCAGUCCAUAUCGUCUGAUUAUGUUGUGCAAGUGCACUGGACUAUGGAUGAAGAUGGCAUGUAUGAGAAGGAGUACAUCAAGUUCUAUCGUUUGGGCCCAGGGAGUCCUGCACCGAAGGAGAAUAUUGACAUAAAGCUUUUGGAGCUGGGAGAGAGCAAAGGAUGGCAGUUCAGCUUGACGUCGAUGACUCCUGUCAGCAAAGCAGUCGCCCCAACUGCCCUUCGCCGUUUUGCCGACCAGACCUGCCUCAAGCCGGGUUACGACAUCGCCUCGAAGGAGCUUUUCGCGGAUUUCACCGACGGUUCGAAAAACUCGUUGAAACUCUUGAGGGGUCGUCUGGACAAGAUACGCACUUUCGGCAUCAGAAAGACCGGGUAUAGAGUUGACGUUAUUUCGAUGUGGUAUCCGGGCAAGAAGGUUCCCUGCUGGGGUCUCAAUGUCUAUCACAGCGAUUGGCGCACUCACCUCGCAACAGUUGAGCAACUCCGGCCCGGUGAAUGUGCUUCAUGGGGAAACACCUUGGGCACCUUCCUUCCGGAUGAUGGGCUCUUUCCUGCUCAAUGGACUGCACGGGAAGAACCAUCGAGGUUGGAUGACCAUGGCAAGCCGCUUCCACGCGACGGCAUCCGUCUCCUAAUGAUCAAGCUCAUGGAGCUUUCGCAGGUGAUUUACCAGUCUAGUGGUGCUCUGAUACCAGACUUUCCCGCCAUUCCUCCGGCGCCUCGUGUUUCUAUAUAG